AUGUCCGGUGGCCGCAGGAUUUGGGUUUUGAACGUGGCAGAGAAACCUUCGGUGGCGAAAUCGGUGGCGGAGAUCUUAUCUCGCCGCGGCGGCGGCAUGCGGUCCCGCGAGGGGCGGUCGCGCUUCAACCGUGUUUUCGAGUUUGAGUACGCCAUUGAUUCCUGCGACCCCGCGGACCUCUACCAUGCGCCUAUCCGCAAGUACGUUCCUGAGGACAAGUUGGAUUUGAAAAGGACGUUGGAAGAGGAAGCUAGAAGGUGCCAGUGGCUUGUAUUGUGGCUUGACUGCGACAGGGAAGGGGAAAAUAUUGCAUUUGAAGUUGUUGAUGUUUGCACUUCUGUAAAUAGUCACCUCAACAUAUGGAGAGCUCGUUUCUCAGCGUUGAUUGAUAGGGAGAUACAUGCAGCCGUCCAGAAUCUUGUUCGGCCCAACAAAUUGUUCGCAGAUGCAGUGGAUGCCAGACAGGAAAUUGACUUGCGAAUUGGUGCAUCAUUUACUAGGUUUCAGACAAUGCUUCUAAGAGAUACAUUUGUAUUGGAUUUUGCUGGGGAUGAUAGAAGUAUUGUUCUGAGUUAUGGCCCUUGUCAGUUUCCUACUUUGGGCUUCAUAGUUGAACGAUAUUGGGAGAUACAGGCGCACGAACCUGAAGAGUUCUGGACCAUUAAUUGUUCUCAUACUUCAGAAGAGGGCACUGCUACUUUCUCUUGGAUGCGAGGACACCUCUUUGACUACACAUGUGCUGUUAUAGUUUAUGAGAUGUGUGUUGAAGAACCCAUGGCAACUGUCACUGAUGUUAAACAUAAGGAAAAGUUGAAGUAUCCUCCUCAUCCUUUAAGUACUGUUGAGCUCCAGAAACGAGCAUCUAGAUAUUUUAGGAUGAGUUCAGAACAUACCAUGAAGGUAGCUGAGGAGCUUUAUCAGGCUGGAUACAUCAGUUAUCCACGCACAGAGACAGAUGGCUUCUCUGUUAACACAGAUUUACAAGCUAUUGUACACGAGCAAGUUGCACAUCCAACUUGGGGUUCAUAUGCUCAACAGCUUUUGGACCCUGAGGUGAGGCUUUGGAGAAAUCCUAGUAAUGGCGGGCAUGAUGAUAAAGCACAUCCUCCUAUUCAUCCAACAAAGUUCUCUGUUGGUGAACCAGGGUGGACUGAAGACCAUAAGAGGUUGUAUGAAUUUGUUGUGCGCCAUUUCCUUGCCUGUGUAUCUCAACCAGCUGUUGGUGCUGGAACUACGGUUGAGAUUGACAUUGCUGGUGAACGGUUCUCUGCUACUGGGCUUGCGAUAAUAGCAAGAAACUAUUUGGAUGUUUAUCGAUUUGAAUCUUGGGGUGGUGUCGUCAUUCCAACCUAUAAUAUUGAGCAAACGUUUAUUCCUACAACUUUAACACUUGAUUCGGGGGUCACAAGGCCGCCGCCACUUUUAAGCGAAUCAGAUUUGCUUAGCCGUAUGGAUAAGGCUGGUAUAGGUACAGAUGCAACCAUGCAUGAUCACAUUAAGAAGUUGCUUGAUCGGUGUUAUGCAACUAAAGACACAAAUACACGUUUUUCUCCGACAAAGCUUGGAGAGGCAUUGGUGAUGGGAUACGAUGACAUGGGAUAUGAGCUUUGGAAGCCAUACCUUAGAUCUAUGAUGGAGUUUGACAUGAAAGAAGUUAGCACCGGUUCAAAGAGUAAAUCUCAAGUUUUGGAAAAUUGCUUGCAACAAAUGAAAGCUUGUUUCUUAGAUGCAAGACUGAACAAAAUAAAGCUCCUUGAUGCAAUGGAAAUGUUCUUUGAGAGAUCUGGCAGAUCUGGAGAUACACAAAAUUUUGGAGCGCCUGUGAAGCCAUGCAGUGUUUGUCAUGAAUCAGAUAUGUUACUUAAACGUAGGCCGAAUGGUGAUUUCAUGGUCGGUUGCCAGCGUUUCCCUCUUGUGAGUUUGCCUUUAUCAGUUUUGCAAGCCAUCGAGAAUAUUGCAUCAUGUAGAAAUGUAGUUUGGCUUCCGGGAGCAAUAUCAGAUGCAAGUGUAACUGGCAAUGUUUGUCCUAGAUGUACUACAGGUCCUGUUUUUCUUAUUCAAUUUAAGUUUCGUCGAUUGGAGAUACCUCCUAACUAUGAUGUCGACCAUUUGGGGUGUGUUGGUGGCUGUGAUGAUAUCCUCAAAGAACUCAUAGAAAUUUGUGGAACUGGUUCAAGGAAUGCAACUCCAAUGACAGCAAGAGGGCAAACAUCGGAUCCUUCUAAUGCUGCCCAAAGAAGAAGUACUGAGUCAAAUCCUUGUAUGCAUUGCAGACAAACUGGGCAUUCUUCUAAUGAUUGCCCCUUUCAAGUUUCUCGCUCACGCAGAGCUCAGUCAACUAAUAACGCUAGAAAUGGUGCAGGCCCGAUAUUGUGUGAUUGUGGUGAACCAUCUGCGUUGAGGACUGCUAAUACAGAAAACAAUAGAGGAAGGAAGUUCUAUGUCUGCCAGUCACGAGAUUGUGACUUCUUUGUAUGGGAAGAAAAUCUAGAGAAUGGCACAGGACAAGGACGUGGUGCAGCUCGCGGAAGCAGUGGAAGGUCAUCGUCCUCUACCCCAAGAAGGGGCGGCCGAGGCCGCGCUCGAGGCCAGAGGGGUGCUCAAGCCGACGGCAUUACAUUUGUAUCGGCAACUGGGGAACGAGUAUCGGGUAGUUGCUUCAUCUGCGGCGAUCCCUCUCAUUUCGCAAAUACCUGCCCUAACCGAGGAAGGUAAUCAGCAUCCUUGUUUGUUUUUUGUCCGGAGAUAUCCUCUUGCAAUACUCACUGAAAUAUCAUUUUUGUAAAUGGUGCUUCAGACAUCUUUUUUUUUACCAUCUUUGUCACUUCGGUCGAUUUUGCAAAAAGAAUGUCAAAGUGCAAACAUCAUUUAAAAAUUUCCCAUCAUGAAACAAAGUUUACCCAUUCAAAUGUCUAGAAGUUGUUGAGAUGUGCGGUUUGGUAGAUAUAUUUGUAUAGUUUUAGAGAAAGAUUAUUCAGCCUAUGUGAUCUUAAAUGACUUUUUUGUCAUACACGGUAGGAGGUAUUAGUUAUUUUAUGUGCUGCGUAAUGUAGGAUUUCUUGUAGAGCACA
Phalaenopsis equestris is the source of this 3071-nucleotide messenger RNA. Its product is annotated as DNA topoisomerase 3-alpha. Lineage: Eukaryota; Viridiplantae; Streptophyta; Magnoliopsida; Asparagales; Orchidaceae. The transcript is spliced from 25 exons. Gene Ontology annotation, cellular component: nucleus. Gene Ontology annotation, biological process: DNA topological change. Gene Ontology annotation, molecular function: DNA topoisomerase type I (single strand cut, ATP-independent) activity; zinc ion binding; DNA binding. The coding region runs from base 1 to 2715 and encodes 904 amino acids. The record is from RefSeq and is a predicted model, not a curated record.